Messenger RNA from Thyridium curvatum, 1827 nucleotides. RefSeq lists its product as uncharacterized. Gene Ontology annotation, molecular function: NADP binding; N,N-dimethylaniline monooxygenase activity; flavin adenine dinucleotide binding. The record is from RefSeq and is a predicted model, not a curated record. Bases 1 to 1827 code for a protein of 608 amino acids. The transcript is spliced from 7 exons. Lineage: Eukaryota; Fungi; Ascomycota; Sordariomycetes; Thyridiales; Thyridiaceae.
AUGGCGCCGACACUGGACCCCGUGAUCAGCGGCAUCGACGCACAGGUCGCCGACGCGCCGCCCCCCGCGGCAGCCAACGGCGAGGCACAGACCAACGGCGGCCGCGCCGAGCCCGACGUCAAGGACGAGCCGGUAGAGAACCUGCGGCCGCUCAAGGUCCGCGUCAUCGGCGCUGGCUACUCGGGCAUCUGCGCCGCCAUCAGGAUACCGGAGAAGCUCCGGAACGUCGACCUGUGCGUGUACGAGAAGAACGAGGAAGUCGGCGGUGUCUGGUAUGUCAAUCGCUACCCGGGACUGGCCUGCGAUAUCCCAUCGCACUCUUACCAGUACUCCUUCUGCCCCAACCCCCGAUGGUCCGCCCUCUACGCCCCGGGCCCGGAGAUCCGGCGCUACCUCCAGGGCGUCGCGCAGAAGUUCGGCGCCAUGCGCUUCAUCAAGACGCAGCACAAGGUCGAGCGCUGCGACUGGGACGCCGCCGAGAAGAAGUGGAAAAUCCAAGUCAAGAACCUCCAGACCGGCGAGACGUUCGAGGACGACUGCCACAUCCUCGUCACGGCCAGGGGCCUGCUGCACGAGGUUGCGUGGCCGCAGAUCCCCGGCCUGAGGAGCUUUGGCGGCAAGAUCGUGCACUCGGCAGAGUGGGAUGAAGACUACGACUACUCGAACAAGAGGAUCGGCAUCAUCGGCAACGGCUCCAGCGGCAUCCAAAUCCUGCCCAAGAUGCAGAAGCUCCCCGGCGCAAAAGUGACCAACUUUAUGCGCUCCCCGACGUGGAUCUUUGCGCAGUUCGGCGACGCCGCGGCGGCAGAGGUCGGCCUCGAGCCUGGUGUUAUCGAAUUCAGCAAGGAGAAGCAGGAAGAGCUCGCCGCCGACCCGGAGGCCUACCUCAAGUUCCGCAAGGUCUUCGAGACGGGCGGCAACAUGAUCCACGACUCGACCAUCAUGGGCACCGAGAUGCAAAGGGGCGGCCAGGACUUCUUCACGGCCGAGAUGAGCAAGAAGCUCGCCGCCAAGCCCGAGCUGCUCAAGGCCAUCAUCCCGCGCUUCGCGCCCGGCUGCCGCCGCCCGACCCCCGGCGUGGGCUACCUCGAGGCCCUGUGCGCCGACAACGUCGACGUCGUGACCACGGGCAUCGCCGAGGUCAGCGCCGCGGGCGUGCGCCUCGCCGACGGCCGCGAGGUCGAGCUCGACGUGCUCGUCUGCGCCACGGGCUUCCGCGUCUCGGAGCCGCCGCCGUUCGAGGUCGUCGGCAAGGGCGGGCUGACGCUCAAGCAGCGCUGGCAGCCCUACAUGGAGAGCUACCUGUCCAUCAUGUGCGACGGCUUCCCCAACUACCUCAUGAUGUUCGGCCCCAACUCGGCCAUCGGCUUCGGCAGCCUGACCAAGAUCAUCGAGACCGAGUGCGACUACAUCGUCAAGGUCAUCCGCAAGAUGCAAAAGGACGACUACGCCACCAUCGAGCCCAAGCCCGAGCGCGUCGCCGACUUCAGCAAGUACGUCAAGGCCUACUUCAAGAACACCGUCUACAUGGACGACUGCUCCUCCUGGUACCGCUCCGACGGCGGCAGGGGAGACCGCGUCGUCGGCCUGUGGCCCGGCUCCACCCUGCACGCCAUCGAGGCCUUCCGCAGUCCCCGCUGGGAGGACUUCAACUAUGAGACUGUAGACCCUUCCAAGCACAGCAUGUACUGGCUAGGAAACGGCUGGAGUACCGUGCAGAAGAGUGGUGAUCCAUCGUGGUAUAUCAACCCGGAGGAGGUUGAGUGGCCGCUCGAGGGCCGGCCAGAGGAUGCGAAGCGGUACAAUGAUCGCCCUUGGUCGCACUAG